CUGUCUAAUGCUAAUUCCGCCAGUGUUCACAGGGAGGUUUGCUUCAAACAUUGAGUUUGCUCUGGCUUUGUUUUUCCCAUAUUAGGAUGCUUAUCAUCAGAAUGGAUAGUGUUCAAUGCCACAUCUGUGUAGGCUAACGUUCCAUUGUAAGCCAAUAAACUUCAGUACAUGUUAUGAUGCAAAUUCUUAAAGUAGGUAGGCAAAAUUAUUUAAAUCCUGGAUUUGUAAAAAUCCCUGUUUCUGGUGGAAUUUGGAACAGCCGGGUCCCCUGCUUAUUUGCAUGUGCGCCCCGCCGUCACCACCACCAUACCGCUUUAGGAAUGAAUGCAGCCCCAGUUUGCAAUUUUUUUGGACAAAUGACUCGAGUCGACAACUGGAGCAAAUCUGUUGGGUCAAAAGAAUAACACCCACCAACUUUGUGGCGAAAAUUGAGCGCGUUUGAAUGUGAUAGCAUCCCACCACAUUUCAUAAUCCGUGCCACAUUUUGACUAAAGAGUUGGUUCCUGCAGUACUUCAGGAAAAUGACGGCCAUCAACGCUCCACGGGACAAGUAUAAUGCAGUGUGGAUAAUUUUUUUCAUCCUUGGCUUGGGAACCCUCCUGCCAUGGAAUUUCUUCAUGACUGCAACCAUGUACUUCACCAACCGACUGAAGGACCCGGCUGUUGAGGGCUCAGCCAUUCUGACAGCCAACGCCACUGUGGUGGAGGGAGACACGAGGAGCGUCCUAGAGUCCAAGUUCAACAACGUGAUGACCCUGUGUGCCAUGGUGCCCCUGCUCAUCUUUACCUGCCUCAACUCCUUCAUCCACCAGAGGAUUCCUCAGAAUUGGCGUAUCGCCGGCUGCCUGUCUGUGAUCCUGGUGGUGUUUCUGUUGACGGUGGUGCUGGUCAAAGUGGACAUGGGUCCUCUCCCCUUCUUCUCUCUCACCAUCAUCAAAAUCAUCUGCAUCAAUUCGUUUGGGGCAGUGCUGCAAGGUAGUCUGUUUGGCCUGGCUGCAAUGAUGCCGGCCUCCUACACCACACCUAUCAUGAGUGGACAGGGUCUCGCUGGAACCUUCGCUGCCUUCUCCAUGAUCUGUGCCCUGGCCAGUGGCUCAGCCCUGCAGGACAGUGCCUUUGGCUACUUCAUCACUGCGUGCGUGGUCAUCUUCCUGGCCAUCCUGUCCUACCUCGCUCUGCCUAGUAUGGAGUUUUUCCAGUACUACCUGGAAAGUAAUGGAUCCAAGCCAGCCGGCGGAGAUGAGGAGAACAAGAUGAACCUAUUGAAAAAAGACAGCCCAGCAGAGAAGAGUCCAGUGGUCAGUCUGACAGAGGAGGAAGCCAAGCCCACGAUAUCUGUGUUUGCCAUCUUUAAACAGAUCUGGGUAAUGGCCCUCUCUGUGUGCUUCGUGUUCACCAUCACCAUCGGAACUUUUCCUGCAGUCACAGUUGAUGUCAGAUCCACCAUGGCUGAUGGAGGUGCCUGGGAUACAUACUUCAUCCCUGUGUCGUGUUUCCUGAUUUUCAACGUGAUGGACUGGGCAGGAAGGAGUCUGACGGCCGUGUGUAUGUGGCCCGGUAAGGACAGCGUCAUCCUGCCCGUCAUGGUGGGUCUCCGUGUGGUCUUUGUGCCUCUCUUUAUGCUGUGUAACGUCCAGCCCAGGAACAACCUGCCCGUGCUGUUCGCCCACGACGCCUGGUACAUCGUCUUCAUUAUCCUCUUCUCCUUCAGCAAUGGAUACCUGGCCAGCCUCUGCAUGUGCUUUGGACCAAAGAAAGUGGCACAACGCGAAGCGGAGACGGCCGGGACUAUCAUGGCGUUCUUCCUGUCUCUGGGUUUGGCUCUUGGAGCUGCCCUGUCCUUUGUUUUCAGAAUCAUUAUCUAGACCUGGAGUCCCCACAACACCACCCCACAGAACACUGUCUGCUCCUCUACCCGCCGUGCAGGACGAGGGGUGGAGGAGGAGGUCAACUUUGCUGUGUUGACUGUCACACGGCAGCAACACUACAACACUCGGAUGCAGCCAGCCUCAGAGCUUGAGUGUUUGUGCUUCCACUCUUCCCACUGAAUUAUAAUACUCUCCAUUUUGAAAGAAUGCAAAAUUAAUCUAGUUCAGCUGGCUAUGUAACUGCUCUCAUCUCGUGCUCUAGUUGCCAACAUGUCUCUCAUCCUGCAGGGAACAUGGUGGAAGACCGGAGAAGCGCUCUCAGCUCAAGGGAGUAUUUCAGCUCUUAGGCCAAAAUGCCGCUAUGAGCCGUAAAUGGUGCAGGACAUGUAUUUAUAUGGAUUGCGAAAUGAUUGUGAAACUGCAGCUUAUAAUAUCUUAGUAUGUGUUAUCAUUGAGUUGUAUUGGCCCUCUAGUUUAGAAUAGGUUUUAAAUUUCAAUUAAGUUGUUUUACCAGCCUAUGUCCGUGUGUAAAUGCUCAUUAUGGUAGCGCUUUGCCCUGACAUGUAUUUUAAGCACAGCUACAACAAAUAUGCAGCUACUAAUUACAUGCGUUGUGAACGUGAGGGGAGGAGAGUUUUUGUAAACUCACCCGUUCAUUUGCGCUGUCAGAUUGUGCCAUUUUUCGGGUUUAUCAAAACAUUUUGUAUCAGAACUACAAUGAACAAAAAUAUCAACGAAGAUUUUACUGAGUCAGGUCAUAUAAGGGAAUCAGUCAAUUUAAAAAACGAUUCAUUAGGCCCUAAUCUAUGGAUUUCACAUGACUGGGAAUACAGAUAUGCAGAUAGCGCCAUCGUAUAGAGUUGAUCAGUGGUAAAAUGUUGGGUUUUAUUUGUCUUAUUUACAUAAAAUACUUCAACUAA
Salvelinus namaycush (lake trout) is the source of this 2788-nucleotide messenger RNA. Its product is annotated as equilibrative nucleoside transporter 1-like. NCBI's taxonomy places the organism in Eukaryota, Metazoa, Chordata, Actinopteri, Salmoniformes, Salmonidae. The transcript has 13 exons. Gene Ontology annotation, cellular component: plasma membrane. Gene Ontology annotation, molecular function: nucleoside transmembrane transporter activity. The coding region runs from base 522 to 1865 and encodes 447 amino acids. The record is from RefSeq and is a predicted model, not a curated record. Gene Ontology annotation, biological process: nucleoside transmembrane transport; uridine transmembrane transport.